This is a messenger RNA of Drosophila rhopaloa, 2264 nucleotides long. RefSeq names its product protein prenyltransferase alpha subunit repeat-containing protein 1 (gene temp). The coding region runs from base 458 to 1660 and encodes 400 amino acids. The record is from RefSeq and is a predicted model, not a curated record. Gene Ontology annotation, molecular function: protein prenyltransferase activity. Gene Ontology annotation, biological process: protein prenylation. The transcript is spliced from 3 exons. NCBI's taxonomy places the organism in Eukaryota, Metazoa, Arthropoda, Insecta, Diptera, Drosophilidae. Gene Ontology annotation, cellular component: cytoplasm.
UGUUUGCAACAACAACAAACCAAAAAAAAUAGAAACAAACCAGCAACAAAACAACAUAUGCCCGCUGUCCUCAUAAAAAUAGAAAAACAUUUCCGAGUUUGCGAUCCGCGCUUGGGUUUCGGGAGAACCAGAUCCAGAGUGACAGCCCCUCGCGCUGGGCACUAAAAUAAUAAUAAUAAUAGAUGCUAGAUCUCGUGUCCCGGCUUUAAUUGAAAUUUAUUUGUUGUGAUGCGGCCGCCACUGGGGGUUCCAUAGACGUACAGCCAGGGUCCAAGCCUCCUCCAUCUUCCGCCGCCUCCUCCGCCCAAAUCUUAAUUAACCGGAGGCAUUGAGCAUGUUUGCAUUAAUUGGAGACAAUCAAUGUGCCUGAGACCCUCGAAUCGAACGGAACGGAACGGAAGCGAGAUCCCCGAGGAAGCACCAUCCAAACCGGAAUACCACAUUCGGUCCCACUUCCAUGGAGAUGGAGGAGGAACUCAACGAGAAGAAGGUGCUCUGCGAGAAGAUCAUCACGGACAUCAACGCGGUGUUCCUCAAGGAUCAGGAUCUCGCCUCAUUCGAGAUUAUACCCAAGGAAACGAACUGCAACAAGUCGCCGGUGGUGCAUGUGGAGCACAAUCUGGGCCUGGAAUCGUGGUGUGCCCAGCAUGUCUAUGACCACGCCCACCGCACCCUCAUCUCCCAUCGCCGCCAAUCGUCGGCCCAGCAGCUCCGAACACUCCAGCAGCAGCAGCAGAGCGACUCUCUGGCCAAGUACCUGAACGUGGCCUUGCUGAUCAAUCCAGAUGUGACCACCUUCUGGCACAUUCGCCGCCAGCUGGUGCAAAAGAACCGAUUGAGCAUCAACAAAGAGCUGCAGUUCUCCGCCCUCGUGCUCUCUAUCAAACCGAAGUCCAAUGAGGCAUUCGCCUAUCGCCGCUGGCUGUACUCGUUCCAAAGUGCCGAUGCCAUCGACUGGCCCAACGAGAUUGGGAUCUGCGAGAGGGCCGCCGAUAGAUGCGCGAGUAAUUACCAUGCCUGGUCGCACCGCCAAUGGAUUCUGCAGAGCGGACCCUGCCUGAUCCAAUCGGAGCUGCUGCGCACGGAAAAGUUCAUGCGCAAGCACAUUAGCGACUACAGCUGCUACCAUUACCGCCAGGUCCUUCUGGGGCGCGCCUACGAGCUAAACUUUGCCCUGUUCAACGAUUCCGGAGCCGGUGGCUCCUUGCCGUUGGCCAGUCUGCAGUUGUUGAUGGCCAACUAUGGCCUCAAAUGCGAACCAAAGGCGGAGGAUCUUCUGCAGCUGCUGCUGCCUCAUGUGGACCUGAGUUCCAUUAGCAGCCAGAGGCUGAGAUCAUUCCUCUACUGCUGCAAUGUGGCCGCCAAUGAUAUGCGGCUGUGUGCGGAGCAGCGGUUAAUGUACGGACUGCGGGAUUGCUUCGACCUGCAUCGCCGCGCGGCCCUCAAGUUCAUCGUGGAGCAGUGCGUCCGCCUGCAGAUGGGUUUGGCCAGCGGUCAACCGCUUGCCUCGGAGGCAGAGGAUCUGCGUUCGCAUUUGAGCACCUUUGACUUUGACAAGCAUCCCUUUUUGGAUGCCGUGCGGCGCACGGAGUCCUCCCUAGGCGGCAAGCACCGGCGCUGGUGCAAUCUCCACCUGAGUUUUGGCUAUCCAGCGGAUUAGACAGCGGGACCUGAAACCUGAAAUCUUGAGAAAAGCUCAAAUCAAUCUACCCCAAUAGAAUAACUUACUCUGUUUCCGUUUUCCAUUCGUUUAAAUUCUAGCAAAUGCAUUUCGUAAACAUUUAAAUUUGCUGGGUAACUUACUUUAAAUUUGAAUAAUUUUAGCUUGAAAAAAGAAAUAUUAUUUGAAAACCAGGAUUUGUUGCAACAAUAAUCGUUGAUUUAAUACUUCUGAAGCUAUUAGUGUGCUACUUUUAAAAAAAUUCCCUUAAAGAACGGCUAUGCACCAAAAUAUAAAAAUUAUUUAAUAAUCACGAAUUUUAAACGGAUUGGAAACGGAAUACGGAAUAUAUAUAUAUAUAUACUCUACAUGAACACCCCAAAGACAAAGUUAAACUAGCCCGAUAUGACCCAACCGGUCAACCAAUUGCAUUUCGAUAUAUGUUAGCGUUAACUGUUCAAUUUUAUUCUCGAUCUGCUCUGGCAUAAUUUGUUAGUAGUAUGCUCAGAUGUACGAAUUAACCAAUUAUCGCCAUGCCAUGCACGCGUUUGUUGUUAGCCAAUUUGCAUUAGUUUUUAAAUAAAUCCAACCAAUAGUCGACGGA